AUGUCCUUGUCAACGAAUGUCGACCCCGAUCUACGAAUCCUCGAGCCGGAGCACCUGCCACUAGCCAUCAUCAUCAUAUCAUCCGUCUUCCUCGUCAUAUCGGUGAUAUGUGUCGGCGUACGAACGAGCGUGCGCCUCGUUGAGGGCACAUUUGGCCUAGAUGAUGGACUGAUGCUCGCGGGAACGGUGGUUUACGUACCAAGUGUGGGACUGACGAUAUACGGCUGCCUCGUCGGGUUGGGCACGUUGCAAGAAAAGCUCAACAUGUGGAUGUUUUCAGAGGCCCUCAAGAUCUACAUCAUCUGGAUCUUGAUAUACGUCGUCGCCCUCGCCCUCGUCAAGUCAUCCGUCUGCCUCACCAUCCAAAGAAUCAUUACGACGAACAAUGCUCUGCGCAUCACGGUCUGGGUCCUGCUCGGCGUCACGUGGGCUUCUUUCAUGAUCACUUUCAUCGGAACGCUGUUAUACUGUCAGCCGGUCGAGGCCAUCUGGACGCCCACAAUGAUUCUUAGUGGCGAGGGAACGUGCAGCUCUGUUGAUGUCCUCAUCGCCAUCGGCCACGUUGCGACGAGCUCGGCUAUUGUGACGGAUUUGGCUUUGGUUGUUGUGCCUGCUAUCAUUCUCUGGGGCACGCAGAUGAAGACGCAGACGAAGCUCCAGGUCUUUGGACUGUUGUCCUUUGCCUCGGUGGCAUCUAUCAUCACCAUGGUCCGUAUCCCCUAUGUCAACAAAUUCAAAGGCCAGACAGACCUUCAAUGGGCCUUUCCAGUCUGGGUCGCCCACACGAUGCUCUGCUCCAACAUCGAGACCGGAAUCGGCUGCAUCGCCUCAUCGGUCCCCUCGCUACGCCGUUUCAUCGCGCGAACCCGCGGCACGUCGGAAAAGACGAACCCGAGCGGGAGCGGGACCAAAACGGGUCUCUUCACCAUCGGAAGCAAGCCGCUCGAGCCCAGGAGCCGCGACCGAUUCCGCAACCCGACCGACGUGGGCUUCAGCCUGGCUACGGUGCACGGCAGAGGGGACGAGACCUGGGAACGCCUCCAGGACGGCGACUCAGAUAAGGGGGAUUUGCUGCCGAGCGACCAGAAGGGCGGCAUUCACGCGAAGUACACAUAUCAGGUCGACAUUGAAAUGUCACACGACAUGAGAGAUUCAGGAGGUCGUUCUGGGUCUCUGGAUCGUCACUGA
Messenger RNA from Colletotrichum paranaense, 1188 nucleotides. RefSeq lists its product as uncharacterized. NCBI's taxonomy places the organism in Eukaryota, Fungi, Ascomycota, Sordariomycetes, Glomerellales, Glomerellaceae. The record is from RefSeq and is a predicted model, not a curated record. The transcript is spliced from 4 exons. The coding region runs from base 1 to 1188 and encodes 395 amino acids.